AUGCGGCCGGGCCGCGGUUCGGCGGGCGGGGAAGCGGCGGCGGCGGCGGCCGAAGACGAGGCGGCCGAAGCGGCGAAGCGCGGAGCGGCUGCGGGACGGGCGCGGGGCCGCGGCGGGAAGGGAUCCCCGAACGGCGAGUGCAGACGCGGGGACCCGCCGCGGAGCCCCGGCCCGGAGCCGGCCCGGGAGCCCAAAGUGUCGUUCUCCUGCGGCGGAGGCGGCGCGUCCCCCGGCGGGGCCAAAGCGGCCGAGGAAGGUGCGGGAGAAGAUGCGGGAGAGGAGGCCCGCGGGAGCCAGGCCAGCUUCAUGCAGCGGCAGUUCGGGGCGAUGCUCCAGCCCGGCGUCAACAAGUUCUCGCUGCGGAUGUUCGGCUCGCAGAAGGCGGUGGAGAGGGAGCAGGAGAGAGUCAAAUCGGCGGGGGCCUGGAUCAUCCACCCCUACAGCGACUUCAGGUUUUACUGGGACUUCACCAUGCUGCUGUUCAUGGUGGGCAACCUCAUCAUCAUUCCCGUGGGCAUCACCUUCUUCAAGGAGGAGACCACGGCGCCCUGGAUCGUCUUCAACGUCGUCUCCGACACUUUCUUCCUCAUGGACCUGGUGCUGAACUUCAGGACGGGCAUCGUCAUCGAGGACAACACCGAAAUCAUCCUGGACCCUGAAAGGAUUAAGAAGAAAUACCUCAAGACUUGGUUUGUGGUGGAUUUUGUCUCCUCCAUCCCCGUGGAUUACGUCUUCCUCAUCGUGGAGAAGGGCAUCGACUCGGAGGUGUACAAGACAGCCCGAGCCCUGCGCAUCGUGCGCUUCACCAAGAUCCUCAGCCUGCUGCGGCUCCUGCGCCUCUCCCGCCUCAUCCGCUACAUCCACCAGUGGGAGGAGAUUUUCCACAUGACCUACGACCUGGCCAGCGCCGUGAUGAGAAUCAUCAACCUCAUCGGCAUGAUGCUGCUGCUGUGCCACUGGGACGGCUGCCUCCAGUUCCUGGUGCCCAUGCUGCAGGAUUUCCCCCAGAACUGCUGGGUCUCCAUCAAUGGCAUGGUGAACGACUCCUGGAGUGAACUUUACUCCUUUGCCCUCUUCAAGUCCAUGAGCCACAUGCUGUGCAUCGGCUACGGGAAGCAGGCGCCCGAGAGCAUGACAGACAUCUGGCUCACCAUGCUCAGCAUGAUCGUGGGGGCCACCUGCUACGCCAUGUUCAUCGGCCACGCCACCGCCCUCAUCCAGUCCCUGGACUCCUCCCGGCGCCAGUACCAGGAGAAGUACAAGCAGGUGGAGCAGUACAUGUCCUUCCACAAGCUCCCCGCCGACUUUCGCCAGAAGAUCCACGACUACUACGAGCAUCGCUACCAGGGCAAGAUGUUUGAUGAGGACAGCAUCCUGGGGGAGCUCAACGAGCCCCUGCGUGAGGAGAUCGUCAACUUCAACUGCCGCAAGCUGGUGGCCUCGAUGCCGCUGUUUGCCAACGCUGACCCCAACUUUGUCACGGCCAUGCUCACCAAGCUCAAGUUUGAGGUGUUCCAGCCAGGAGAUUACAUCAUCCGUGAGGGCACCAUCGGCAAGAAGAUGUACUUCAUCCAGCACGGGGUGGUCAGCAUCCUCACCAAAGGCAACAAGGAGAUGAAACUCUCCGACGGUUCCUACUUCGGAGAGAUCUGCCUGCUGACACGGGGCCGGCGCACGGCCAGCGUCCGGGCAGACACCUACUGCCGCCUCUACUCGCUCUCGGUGGACAACUUCAACGAGGUGCUGGAGGAAUAUCCCAUGAUGAGAAGAGCCUUCGAGACCGUGGCCAUCGACCGCCUCGACCGCAUUGGGAAGAAGAACUCCAUCCUGCUCCACAAAGUCCAACACGACCUCAACUCGGGCGUCUUCAACAACCAGGAGAACGAGAUCAUCCAGGAGAUCGUCAAGUACGACCGGGAGAUGGUUCAGCAGGCGGAGCUGCAGCAGCACACGGCCAUGUACAGCCCCGUCCAGCCUCAGGUCACCUCCGCCAUCGCCACCCUCCAGCAAGCCGUGGCCAUGAGCUUCUGCCCUCAGAUGGCCAGCCCGCUGGUGGGCUCCAUGGCGCUGGGCUCACCGCGCAUGAUGAGGCGCCUGCAGUACGCCCAGGCCGUGCCCAGCCCCUUCGCCGUCUCCCCGGUGCUGCUGCAGCAGAGCCCCCCUCAGCAGCCGCAGCCCCCCGCGCCCCACGCCAACCCCUCGCCCUCGCAGGACCAGCCUCAGCCCUCGGCCCUCCCCGCCUCCAGCAGCGCCUUCGCCUCGGCCGCCGCCAGCCCUCCGUCCCAAAGCCCUCUGGCCAGCCGGACGUUCGCCUACGGAGCCGCCGCGGCGCACUUGGGCUCUCAGCUGUCCCUGGGCCAGCAGCAGCAGCUCCCCGGCUCUCCCCAGCGCUUGGCAGCCCACAAGAGCACGCAGGCCCUGCACACCGGCAGCCUCAGCCAGGAUUCGCGGCCGCUCUCGGCCUCGCAGCCCUCGCUGCCCCACGGGCCGCCGGCCGCCGCCGCCCGCAGCCCCCCGGCCUCGGCCCGCCGCUCCUCCAGCUCCGUGGGCGGGGGCCCGGCCGCCUCCUCGCCAGGCCCCGGCCCCGCGGGCGGCCUCCGGGCUCGGCCGCCCUCACGGGGAGCCGCGGCCCCGGGGCAGGACUCGGCGGCCUCGCAGCCGUGCGGCGCCCCCGACACGGACCCGGCCAAGGCCAGGCUGUCUUCCAACUUGUGACCUCGGCGCCGGGCCGGGACCGGGGCCCCGAACGGGGCUGUGGCGGCGAGCCCCUGGCUCACCCUGCCCACCCCCGUGGCCCAGCCCAGGAGCCGUCGUGGCCACCGGUGCCAGCCCCACGCCCCGGCUCCCUCCCGCCCCACGGAGCGGGGCACGGCCGGGCUGGGCACGGAGGGGCCGCUGUGCCCCACACAUCCCCCUCCCUCCACGUCCACGGUGGGGGCUGGGCUGAGCCCUUUCCCCCCCAUCCUCCUCUCCCUUUCCCUCUCCUCCACCCCCAGCUCUGACCAAAGUCUGGGCCCAUCUCCUGCUCCCCACAGCAAAGCCCCCGCUGCCCCCCUGGAGCCGCUGCAGCUGCAUCAUCCCCUGUGCCCAGCUCUGUGUAUGAUAUCUAUGACCUGAACCCAUCCACCCCUGUGUGUGCAUCCACAGGCCACCUCCCUGGGGCUUUGGGCAAGCUGGCCAGCCCCUGGCACGGCUCCCGGCCUCCCCUCCCCCUGCCCCAAGGGGAGGGGUGAGGGGCCAGGACUGGAGGUAAGUGGUGGGAGGAUGGGAGGGGAAGGGAGGUGGUCUGAGGGAUGGUUGCUGUGAGGCUUUUGAGCACCCCACACACACUCUGCCCCCCACAUCCCAGCUCCCAGGGCUGGGGAGGGAGGUAAAUACAAGCCCAAGUUGGCCCUGGUCAGUGUUUAGGAGGGAGGCAGAGGCUGGAGCCUGGGGAACCUGUGUGUGUGUGUGUGUGUGUGUGUGUGCAAUAAGGGGUCUGU
Messenger RNA from Colius striatus (speckled mousebird), 3482 nucleotides. It is a transcript of the gene HCN2, whose product is annotated as hyperpolarization activated cyclic nucleotide gated potassium and sodium channel 2. The transcript is spliced from 8 exons. Gene Ontology annotation, cellular component: membrane. Gene Ontology annotation, biological process: potassium ion transport; transmembrane transport. The record is from RefSeq and is a predicted model, not a curated record. Gene Ontology annotation, molecular function: voltage-gated potassium channel activity. Bases 1 to 2715 code for a protein of 904 amino acids. NCBI's taxonomy places the organism in Eukaryota, Metazoa, Chordata, Aves, Coliiformes, Coliidae.